Molecule: messenger RNA, 929 nt
Organism: Sorghum bicolor (sorghum)
Lineage: Eukaryota; Viridiplantae; Streptophyta; Magnoliopsida; Poales; Poaceae
Product: probable phospholipid hydroperoxide glutathione peroxidase 6, mitochondrial
Exons: 6
Coding region: 225-731 (168 amino acids)
Biological process (GO): response to oxidative stress
Cellular component (GO): cytosol
Molecular function (GO): glutathione peroxidase activity
Source: RefSeq, a predicted model, not a curated record
ACGGCCCUCGUCAUCCGAUCCAACCCCCAACCUCCCCUGGCCCCUGGGCCUGGCCGUAUAAAGGUCCCCCGCGGGUGACGUCUCGUCGUCUCGGCCCACAACCUCAGCUCCGCCGCUUCUGCUCUCUACCGGCUCUCGCCUCGCUUCGUCUACACGCUACCGCCGAACAGCCGCUCUCUCCUCCCGAACCCCCCCGCUAGUUCGCCGCCGCCGUUCGCCCCCACAUGGCCGCCGCGUCGUCCGCCACCUCCGUCCACGACUUCACCGUCAAGGAUGCCAGCGGCAAAGACGUUGACCUCAGCACCUACAAGGGGAAGGUUCUUCUCAUCGUUAACGUCGCAUCCCAGUGUGGCUUAACCAACUCCAACUACACCGAGCUGGCCCAGCUCUAUGAGAAGUACAAGGACCAAGGCUUUGAAAUUCUGGCUUUCCCAUGCAACCAGUUUGGUGGGCAGGAGCCUGGUACCAACGAGGAGAUUGUGCAGUUUGCCUGCACACGCUUCAAGGCUGAGUACCCCAUCUUCGACAAGGUUGAUGUCAAUGGUAACAAUGCUGCGCCCAUCUACAAGUUUCUGAAAUCUAGCAAGGGUGGCCUUUUUGGCGACAGCAUCAAGUGGAACUUUUCCAAGUUCUUGGUUGACAAGGAGGGACGUGUUGUGGAUCGCUAUGCUCCAACAACUUCACCUCUGAGCAUUGAGAAGGAUAUCAAGAAGCUGCUUGGGAGCUCUUAAAGAAUAUCUAGCUCGAAAACUGUAUAAAAAACUGUAUGAGCAUUGCUCUGAGCGCUAAAAUAUCGAAUAAUGUUGUGUUAAUAAAGUAGUGCUCCGUAUUUGAGAGGUUGCAGUACCUGUUCUAUUUUCCUUGCAUGCACUCUGUACUUGUAUAUGCCCUUCGAAUGAAUUCCAAUGCUGUAUCAGUUGGCUACCCCA